This is a messenger RNA of Caenorhabditis auriculariae, 6349 nucleotides long. NCBI's taxonomy places the organism in Eukaryota, Metazoa, Nematoda, Chromadorea, Rhabditida, Rhabditidae. The record is from the annotation of a GenBank genome assembly.
AUGUCGAGCCAGAGCGGCUGGUCGACGUCUUCGCUGCUUUCCGAGCCGCUCAACGAGGAAACAGGUCCGUUUUGAGUCUUCGUUCUUUUUUGUGCAAAAUCAAGAUAGUUGUUCCCGGAAAUGAAUGUUUUGAUAAAGACAAAAAUGAUAUCUUUUUUCCAAACUCAAGCUUUCAAGUUCGAGUCUAAUUAAGGUCAAAUAUUUUUCCUGACCUUUUCAUUCCAUUUUGAAAUAAGUCCAAAGAUCAUAGAGUUGAGGAAAAAAGUUUUUUUUUUGGGAAAACAGCAAGAAAAAUCAUCUUUUUUCUAUUUUGGCUUACUUGGACCCAGUAAAUGUUCGCAUUUUGAGUCCAAGAAAACUGCAGGUAAAGAUGAAAAGAACACAGCCGAGUUGCUGAAAUUGCCGACAUCCGGUCGCAGACUUCCAGGCUUUUCCCUAGAAUGUCACAAAAGUGUUGCUUCUUCUCAUUUUGGCUCUUUCUAGAGUAACUCUUAGAAUCAUUUGGUUUUCUUCUUUGAUAAGGCUUACUUUCCGUUCGUUCAAGAUUUUUAUGUUUUCAAUUUUUUUAAAUUUCUCUCGUGAAAAUCAGUAAGUGGAAGUUUCUGAUAGAGCAGAGCUUUGAAGGUCUGUAAUUCUAUCGAUCCUGCUGAAUCCAUACUGAAAUCCACCUUUUUUCACAAACAAAAAGCAGAGAAUGGUGAUUAGCAAUGCAUGAAGCGGCGAUCAAUGUCGUCUUCCAGACGUUUCAUUUCCAUCUUCUUUUUCGUCCUUCUUCUAGAGGACAUCCUAUUUAUUUUUAGUCAAGUUAAAUGGCAAGUGUAGGAAAAAACCCUCUCUAGCAGUUCUCUUCUGAUUUUUUCCCUUUUCAAACUCAAAAACGAUAGAAUUUCUUCGUAUGGAACAAUGUCAAUGAAAACUUUGACUCAUUCGAAUUUCAUUUCUUUGCGAACCUCGUAUUUUUGCUAUUUACUUGCGUGAAUCAAUUUCGAACUCCUAGAAAAAAGACGAAAAAAAAACAUGUAUCCGCUUUAUUCAAACGGAUUCGCGACAACGAGAUCGGUUCAAAGCCGGGCAAUUUGUGAGUUUAGUUUGAAAAAAGAUUCAUUUUUAUUACUUCAAAUAAUUGAAGAAAGAAAAAAUAGACCUCUGAACUUUGAAAAACUCGUUCCUUCUCUAAAAAAUGAAAUCUAUAUGAGAUAGAAAAAUGUUUUUUUUUUCGAACAACAAUAGUGUUAUAAUUCCUUCAUAAUCGUUUUUUUUUUUGACCAAUUGUUUGUUCACCUGCUUGCCAUAGUGUGAACCAAUUUUGGAAACCUCAAAAAACCCUUUUAUGGCUUUCUUGACUAUUCUAUCAUCGAUUGAAGAGGAAGACAGUGGUAAGGCUAACAAGCAAAAAUGAGAAGUUCUGCGUAACUUUUUUUCAAAUUUCGUGUUUCAGAUGACUUCAUUUUGGCGGACAACGAAAGGCUCAAGGAACGCGUUGACGAACUUGAAAAAGUUGUCUCUUUGCAGAGAAAUGAAAUUGUUGGUUUCAAUCUACCGUAGACCAAUGGUCACAUGUGGAAUGGCUUGAAGCGUAACUAAGGUGAUUUUCGAGAGCGCGUCCGACGCAAAACAACUUUCGCGUCUAGAAAAUCCGCCAAGCACAAUUUGAUUUUCAUUUUUGAGCCGUCUGUACACCAGGUUGCACUUCUUGGAGCCAUUCCGCUGCGAAAAAGUUUUUUCAAACAAGAAAUUUGAGAAUGAAUUUCUUCAGAUGCUUUUGCAAGCUUCAACGGCUGACGUCUUAAGAAGGCUCCAGACACUGGAAAAUGGCCCUCCAACGACUUCAACUCGUUAGUUUUUUGGUCGUUUCUACAUGCUUUCAACUUCCUUCCAGCUUUUAAACUUGAAUUUUUUUUCGCCAAUAUUUGUUUUUGUUUUCAUUUUCUAUCAGUUUCCAGUACCAAGGUCGAACGGAAGAAUGUCGUCGUCGAGGUCGACCUACGCGAUUCCCGCGGGCCCUUUGCGGCCGCCGACUUCGCCCAUGUCCAGGAGUCUCUACUCGUCGAGCAACGGCGGCGACGCACAAGAACUGGUAAUUCAUUCAAUUUUGUGUGCUCAAUAAUCAUGAUUACAUUGAUUCCGAAAGGGAGGAGAAGUCUAUAAAGUAGUACAUUGAAACUUGGGAGAUAUGCAGGAAAAUGUAUCGUCCUUGCAAGGUUAGCGAAACCAACGAAUUUUCGAACGGAGCUUUUUUUCCAGUUGUUUUUAUAGUAUUUUUAUAUAGGAUAUUUUUGGAGAAAGUUCUAGAAGAUCCCAUCGGUUGAAAAACGAUUUUCAGACUCCCAGACGCAGUUCAACUUCGCAACGUGGACAGGACUUUGUCAACGUCUCGAUUGGAAGAAGUGCUAGAGGUUUUCACCAAUUCAAUUCAUAUGUAAAAAUAAACAGUUCACUUUUUCACUUCUAGCGUUGAGUAUCGACUAACGAGUAUUUGGAAAUCACUUAAAACGUGAAAGAAGUCUUAUUUUAUGCUAAAAUCAUUACCAAAUUGGAAAUUUUAAAAGCAGAUUGGGCCUGUAAACAGCUCACAGCUUCGAAACCUAUGAAAAAUGCCUCCUUCGCUCCUCAUUUAAAUUUCAAAAGAUCUAUUUCAUAUGGUUGAGGGUCUCCUCUCCGGAAGUGGGUUUCUAACCAUAACGUCAAGGAAAACGGCUCUCCAAUCGUUUCACCGUCAGUGGCGUCGACGCCGGCCGUCACGACUCUCAACCGAAUUAUUUCGUCGGUUCUUCUCUUCUCUUCCCGUUGUCUUCCCUCACUUUGCAUGAGUGUUUGCAGUGUUUUUCUUUUCAGCCGCACAUCUUCGACUUUGAGUUUGCAAUCUGUUUCUUCGACCCACAAUCGCACGACCAGCUUUCGGUUUUUUUUCCGUUUACACUGACUAUUGCUGUUCAUUUAUCAUCUCCUGACUUGAAACAUGGUUUCCUUAUAGAAAAAACAGCCGCCCACCAAUUUUCCUUGCAUCAUCGCACACUUUGCAGCUGACUUUGGCAAACAGGUCAUUGAGUAUUCCUGUACCUACUGAUCGAGGUUUUCUCGAAUCAGGAAGGCUUUGAUCCUUUUUUGCAUUUCAGAAACGAUAGAUUUGACUGCCGAACAAGAGCCGCCAGAUAUCAAGGCGUCUCUGAAGAGAGUGUACAGUAAGUUAUAUUUUCAUGAGACUUAGGGAUUAGAAAGAGCGUUAGCUUGUAAAAAUCUCUUCAGACUUCUCUCGACUGAUUUAAGGAAUGAGAAAUUAAUUUUAACGAUUCUGACAAAGUUUUUUUAACUGAAAAAAAUCCCCAAUAAAAUUUUUUGCAGUUAGAGAAUUCAGUAUAUAUUAUAGUCGAUUUUUUUCUCGACUUGAAAGGAGGGGGGGCGGAGAAGGGGCGGGACGCGGUCAUUGGCAGGAGUUCGAUUUAACCGCCAGCGACUAUUUGGAGAGCUCUUUUUUUCCACUUUUCCGCUUCCCUCGCCUUUCAAGUCGGAAAUGGGUGACUUCAGUCUAUUUUCAGAAAGUUUUAGAGGACUAAAGUAACCUAAGCUGAAGAACCUGCCAAACUUUCACCUAACUUUUUAGCUUUUUUUUUCAGGCUAUAGAGGAAAAGACGUACGAGCGAAUGUCAAGUACCUUCCAACAGGCGAAGUUGUCUUCUUCACGGGGAAUAUCAUAGUCUUACACAACCUCGAAGAAAAUACUCAAAGGUUCUAUCAUGAACACACUUGUGACGUCAAAUGGUUAGACUGCUCUUUCAGCAAAGUAAAGUUCAAUUUUCAGCAUCGCUGUGCAUCCAAAUCGAGUUCUCAUGGCCAGUGGACAGGCUUCUUGUCAUUCCAAUGAGAAAGUCUUGAAAACGGAACAUGUUCGUCCGGUUGAUAGUCCUGAUGAGCUGGUGAAACAGCUUGAAAACGAGCAUACCGAAGUGAGAAUACUUUUCGAAAAGUCCAAAAAUCAUAAAAUUUUGAGUUUUUUUUUUAUUAAAUAAAUAUUUUCUGCUGAAUUUCUGGAAAAUUUGAUCUGCUCCAAAAAAUCUAACACAAACUUUACAUGAUUCAACUAUACGAGAAGAAAUGAUUUCUGAAGUUCUGAGCUCUCUUGAAAAUUUCUCAAUUUUUUCACCUUGUAGUGUCAUUUUGAAGGCGCACGUUCGGAUUUGGGACUCGAUCAAACUACAAACAGUAAUCAUCAUUGGCGGAUUCGAAACGGGUUUCGAAAAAGGAAUCUGCCAACUAUCAUUUUCAACAACGGAUGGUUUGUGAAGUUUUGACAUUGAAAAGCAAAACAAAAUAGUUGCAGUUGGUGCUAUUCUGGCUUGUGUCGAUGAAUCGACGAAACACAUUCUGAGCCUCUGGAACUGGGAUAAAAAGAAAAAACUGGCUGAAACCAAGGUGUUUCUCAAUUAGUAAUCGUUUUCGACGAACCUUGACAUUUUCAGGCAGCAAACGAUCUCGUUUUUGAGUGUCAUUGGCACCCGAAUUACAAAAAUCAGUUGGUCGUCUACGGCCGAGGUCAUUUGAGCUUCUUCCAUUACGAUCCAACUAACGGGAUUUUAGUGAAAAGUGCGGCUAUUUUCGAGGUACUGAAUAUUUCCAAAAACGCCUCCAACAAAAUUUAGGGGAGAGAUAAACCGAAAACAGUACUAUCGAUGUGUUUUACAUCAACUGGCCACGUAGCCACUGGCGAUUCCAACGGAACCAUUUCACUGUGGGACCCGAAAUCGUGCAGAACUAUCAAGCAGGUUUGAUGUUACCAAACUGAGAAGUCUAGAUUGGUGUCAGGCUCAUGGAGUUCAUCCGGGUGGAGUUUAUGCCUUGAUGAUGGCGACGAAAAUCGACCGGUUGCUCAGCGGGGGCAAGGAUAAGGUCCUCAGUGAAUGGCAGCCCCAGGAUUUGGUUCGGACCCGUCGUUUUGAGGUGAUUGGACGUUCAAAGACUUGGAAAAAAUCGACUACAUUUACCGUUUAUUCUUCCGGAAAAAAAUUGAACAAACUAUUGGACUAAAUUUUAAAUCUCAUCUUCUUGGAUAUUUUUUGAAGGAGAGAUGGUUUGCGUAAAAGUUCGGAGAUCUCUAAGAAAAAAAAUAAAAAAAAUGAAGCGGAUGAGAAAUACAAGCUUUACUUCAGCUAGCCGAAGAGCGAGGAACUCCUAGGAUAAUAAUAGCAGACGCGCCAAAACUCCUUAUUGGAACAUCAACAAACACGCUUCUCAUAGGAACUUUGGAACAAGGCUUCACUUCGAUUAUUGAGGUAAUUUUUUAUCAUUUUUUUUUACCAUUUCAAGAACUUUCAAGAAUUUAAAUCUUCAAGGGCGAUGCGGGAGACGUGACAAGUUUGUGCACAACUUCGGAUUGCUUGAUCACAGCCAGUAGCGAUGGAAAUGUUCGCAGUUGGGACACUUCGAAAGGGACAGUCAAUUGGAGUCGAAAUUUUUUGGUUGAGAGGAAGAUCGCUCGAAAAAAAUAAUUCGAGAUUUCGCAGGAAGGAGUCGAGUGCAUGGAUGUCGAUUCAAAUAAUAUCAACCUUCUAAUGGGAUGCAAUGGGGGAUCUUGGCAAAUAGUGAAGGUUUCGACGCAAGAAGUUGUUGAAGAACAUCGGGAUUCCACCCAACCAGUCACUUGUGUUCGCUUCUCACCAAAUGGAAACCUUUUCUUUGUAGCCACAAAGGUUUCUCACAAUCUUCUGAACAAAUGUUCGAGGAGAAAUUUAGCAAUUGUGUGGUCUGAUAUAUCAUCUACAUCCUGCAUCGUGUCAGCAACUUUCCCGCAUCACAAACUUCAGUUCUCCCAUAAUUUCAGCUGAUUGGGAUUCGGAUUCUCAAUUUAUACGGGCCAAUUCUUCUGCCAAUCAUCUGUAUUUAUGUGAGUUAACCAAGAAAAAACUCCCUCAUUUCCUGAUUUUAGGGAACAAAAAAGGAGAAGUGGUCGAACCAAAAGAUGUUCAAGAUAUCAACUGGGAGACUUGCAGCUGCCGGAUAUCUUUUGAAGCGGCUAUGGUCGCACAUUCUUCAAAUGGUAAAGAAAGGAAAAAAAGAAGUAUACAUCACUUGCACAGGCGGGUUGACGUGUGUCACGAAGUCGAGUGAUGGGAAACUUCUCGCGGCAGGAAUCGACAACGGAACAGUUCGAGUUUACACUUGUCCAGUACUCAGUCAAACUGUAAAGUUAUCCAUUUCAUAUUGAGGAAAAAGUGACUUGCAGGCUGGCUGUGUCGAACUUUCUGGACACAGCAAUGGAGUUAACAACGUAGCUUCAGCUCCUACACUUUUCUCCAACACACUUUUCUCGUCUGGAUCUAUUGAAAACUCUAUAUUGCAAUGGAAUAUUGAAUGA